Molecule: messenger RNA, 2934 nt
Organism: Pseudophryne corroboree (corroboree frog)
Lineage: Eukaryota; Metazoa; Chordata; Amphibia; Anura; Myobatrachidae
Product: enoyl-CoA delta isomerase 2-like
Exons: 9
Coding region: 117-1025 (302 amino acids)
Cellular component (GO): peroxisome; mitochondrion
Molecular function (GO): delta(3)-delta(2)-enoyl-CoA isomerase activity
Source: RefSeq, a predicted model, not a curated record
CUUUAAAACUUGUUGUCGGGUGUCAGAUUCCAGGAAGAGAGGACUAACAUUACAAGCACACUGGAAAGACUUUGAGAGUGCAGUCUACUUGAGAUAGCAGUAUACAGCUUGCACAAAUGACAGAAUUUCACUUCACACCAAAGAAGUAUAUAUAUAAUGUAUUCAUGGCCAGAGAGGAGCAGAAAGAUGUUUAUCUUGUAUCAAACCUGGUGUCAUCAGAGCCUGAUAAACAUGCACGAAGAGACAACCUUUCAAAAUACAAAACCCUUCAAGUUAACUACCAAGACAACAUUACUAAAAUAAUAAUGAAUCGGCCUGAGAAAAAAAAUGCUCUCAGCUUGGAGAUGUACAAUGAAAUUAUUUGUGCACUAGAUGAAGCCGGAAAGGAUGAUUCUGUCUUAACAGUCUUAACAGGAUAUGGUGACUACUUUAGCAGUGGUAAUGACCUAAAUAACGCUAAAUACAUAUCACCAAAAAAAGAUGAAAUUCUAAAAACACCACUAGAGGUAGUAAGGAAUUUUGUUUGUAAAUUCAUUGAUUUUCCAAAACCUCUCAUAGCCAUGGUAAAUGGGCCUGCAAUUGGCAUUGCUACUACUAUUCUUGGUCUGUUUGACCUUGUGUAUGCCUCUGACAAGGCCACAUUUAAUACACCUUUUAGCAAAUUGGGCCAACAUCCAGAAGGAUGUUCUUCUUAUACAUUCCCUAAGAUAAUGGGUUUAGCAAAGGCUACUGAGGUACUUGUUUUCAACAAGACGUUGACAGCUAGGGAAGCAUGUGACCUGGGUCUGGUCACUGAAGUAUUUCCCGACAACACAUUCCAAAAGGAAGUUUGGUCGAAGUUAAGAGCUUAUGCUACCUUGCCUAAAAAUUGUCUGACCCUCUCCAAGCAGUUGAUUCGCAAUGUGGAAAAGGAAAAACUUCAUGCUGUUUGUGAGAAAGAAUUUGAACUUCUCGCUAAAAGAGCCAAUUCCGAAGACUCCCUCAAGGCAGUACAGCUUUUUUUCCAACGCAAGGCAAAGCUGUGAUUUUUCUUUCAUCAUUUACUACAUUACAUUACUAUGGUUCUUUGCAUUAUCCAAUUAAAAUGGAUUAUGCAAAGAACCCAUAAUUAGGAAAUGCAGUUUUAUAUAUUUAGAAAUUACCUUUCAUUAUAUCCCUAAUCUUCACUUUUUACUGUAGUAACACUUUGUAUUAAUGUUUUGCACCAUUCCACUGUUAUAUGGUGACAAGUCAGCUGUACCAUGUAUACUCUUGUGUUAUAUAAUUUAAUGUAACCAAUGUCCCAAUUUGGUGAUGGAUUCAAUUGUGCCAUAGUUAUAGUGCUCUUCUACUGCUGACUGGAGAAAUCACAGGAGUGUUUUUUAAAUUCUGCUGGUAACCUCAGGGAGAAGAAUAAGUUAAUGCAUUUAAAAUGCAUAUUAUUUAUAUGUUUUAAUCAUACUAACAGGCAUACUUUUGCCCAUAAUCUGUUUAGCAUACAAGGGACUAUUUUGCAGCUUUGCUGCUUAUUAUGAUAAUCAGUUUGAGCAGGAAAACUAUACUGCAUUGAAUAAUAGUGAACUAUUGUAGACAGGGACAGCAACAGAAAUCUUCGGGACAGCACACUCAUGUUUUUGGGGCCCCCUAUCUCUUCCCAUUAGGGACAGGCAAGUCAGCCAUUGGCUCAUCCCUGUCUCUUCAGCAUCGUACUCACCUGUUUUCUCAGCCUUAUCCCCCCUGUGCUUCUCUAGCCUCAUUCCAGCCUGUGUUGCUCCCCCACAACCCCCAUCUCUCCAGCCUCAUCUCCACCUGUGCCACUCCAGCACCAUCCCUGCCAUGUCUCUCCAGCACCAUUUCUAUUUCUCACCUCAUCCCCCAACUGUCUCUCCAGCUUCAUUCUCUCUCCCCCCUGUGUCUCUCAGCCUUCACCCCACCCUGUCUCUCAACCGUGUCCCCCUGAGUCUAUCAGCAUCAUCACACCAUCUUUCUCAGGCCCACCACCCUGUGGUUCCCAAGCCCCGUGUCUUCAGCUCCAUCCCCUCGUACCACUUCAUCUCCAGCCCCACCCGACCCAUGUCUCUAUAGGCCAGCUCAGCCCGCGCUUGCCUCCUGCUGCCUGCUGAGGCUGCUAAUCCUCUUCACGGGUGGCUUGGCUCCUUUGUGAUCCAGUGGCACAAUUUAAUUGUGAUGGCUACCCCUUUUUCUGGGGACACAUGAACUGCAAAUAAUCUUGUUAAACAAAAACAACUGAUGCAAAGCAGGGAGGGAGCGCAUGAUGGAAGGAAACACAGUAACAGGCAAAACAUGCUUUUUAUGUGAAACUACACAUCCUAGCAUGCCCUGCCACAGUUUUAGCAUUUUCUAGUAGCAAAACUGUGGCAGGGCAUUCUGGGACUUGUAGUUUCACAACAGCUGGAGAGCCACAGGUUGGCCAGGCCUGCUUUAAUCGUUGUGUCUUUGUGACUCCAACAUUGUUAUCGCAUUUCGAUUAAAGUGGAACUUUCAUCUUAUAGACAGCGGAGGAAACAGUUUGUGGCCUCAGCAAGCAUGCAGCAUAUCAGUUUGCUAGGAACCAAUAACAUCACUGAGGCACCUGCUAAUAUCACACAACCUGACUUAUAUUCAUGAGACAUUGGUUACUACUAAAUUGAUAAGUAUAGUCCCAUGAAUAUUUGCCACAGCUCACUUUUCAGUGUAAAUCCCGCUGCUUUUAGAGCUCCACUGAUCCUAUUUGAUGAUAGCAUAAUUAGUUUAGUAUACUGCAUCUUGCAUACACCCCAUAAUAUUGAAAAUUAUUUUUCUGUGAAGGCUAAAUACAUGCUGCACAUAGAAUUUAGUGGUGUUUGGACAUUUAAGCCACAUUUAAAGUUCACAAUUUAUCUUGACUAUAUACAUUUUUUAUAUAAAAAAAAAAAGUAUCUACUGAACAAAUAAAGAAACAUUUUUAAAAACUCA